Messenger RNA from Bolinopsis microptera, 1728 nucleotides. RefSeq names its product 3-oxo-5-alpha-steroid 4-dehydrogenase 1-like. Gene Ontology annotation, molecular function: oxidoreductase activity, acting on the CH-CH group of donors. Lineage: Eukaryota; Metazoa; Ctenophora; Tentaculata; Lobata; Bolinopsidae. Bases 12 to 860 code for a protein of 282 amino acids. Gene Ontology annotation, biological process: lipid metabolic process. The transcript has 7 exons. The record is from RefSeq and is a predicted model, not a curated record.
AUUCUAGCAAGAUGGGUGAUCGUCCUUUUAUUGUCGGAUUUUCCUUCGGAAUUCUCCCUGUUAUCCUCGCUUACUUCAAGGGGUGGCUAUGGUUUCCUGCUGAACUGACAUGGGAGAAUCAAGGUUUUCUGAUACUGUGUGCUAUUGUCACUUUUAGUAACUACCUGAACGAGUAUCUCCAGUGGUACCCUCUCCAGUACAGUAAGUUCGCUCCAGAAGGGGGGUGUCCCGCUAGAGUUGGGUGGUUCAUCAUGUACUCCACUCCCGCUUUAGCUUACGUUAUUGUCUGGAACUACCUGGGUGCUCCCACCAGUUCGUACGAUCUGCUGAUGUUGGGUUUAUACUGUACUCACUUCACUAAACGGUGUCUGGAGGUGCUAUUUGUACACAAGUACAGUAAGGACUGCCUAUUUCUAACUGUUAUCGAGAUAGCCUCUUUCUACUCGCUUGGAGCUGUGGUUACCGCAUACUCUCUCCACAGACUCUCUGGACCUGACAGAAACUCUUUCCUUGACGAUGAGCUACGAGUGAAAGUAGGACUCUGUAUCUGGGUAACAGGGCAGCUGAUUAACCUGGUCCACCACUACAUUCUCUCUACUCUCCGGUCCCCUGGGUCCUACAAGUACAUUGUCCCUACUGGGGGGCUGUUCGGACUCAUUGUCUGUCCUCAGUACUGCGGAGAGCUGACAUCGUGGUUGGGAUUCGGUCUGAUAGGAUACAGUUUCGGAGCGUUUGUCAACUACGUUCCCAUGGUAGCGUACCUCUGUGCACGUGCACAUCACACUUAUAGGUGGUACGGUACCAAGUUUGAUGACUAUCCUGGUAAAGGUACCAUGAAGCUGUGGCCUUGGGUUUACUAAGAACUGGAGAGAAGCUGUGGAGACAUGGCUGUGGAGGCAUGGCUGUGGAGGCAUGGCUGUAGAGACAUGGCUGUGGAGACAUGGCUGUGGAGACAUGGCUGUGGAGACAUGGUCCAUGGAUGUGGAGACAUGGCUGUGGAGACAUGGCUGUGGAGACAUGGCUGUGGAGACAUGGCUGUGGAGACAUGGCUGUGGAGACAUGGCUGUGGGGACAUGACUGUGGAGACAUGGCUGUGGAGACAUGGCUGUGGGGACAUGACUGUGGAGACAUGGCUAUGGAGGCAUGGCUGUGGAGACAUGGCUGUGGAGACAUGGCUGUGGAGACAUGGCUGUGGAGGCAUGGAGACACAUAGUACAUUUGAAUUAAUAGUUGAAUCUUAUUUUCCUUCAGCUUAAAUCUUUAUAUUUUGGGUGUUAACUGUUUACUGUUACCAGUAUAAAAACGGUAUUGGAUGAUCAAACCAUAUAUUAUUUUUACCUCAGUAUAGCUGAGUAGAACUUUGCAUGCUAGUGUAAAAUAUGGGCGGCCUAAUGUCUUGCAGGGCUAGUUACAGGUUAUGAGCUGCUUUUCAACCGAUUACAAGCUUACAAUGGCGUCACAAUGGCGUCACAAUGGCGUCACCUGACCUGCUGUCUCCAGACUUGGCCAAAAGCCAGGUUUCUCUCACUUACUAUCCUGACCCUGAUUAGUUGAGAGACUUUAGUUAAGAUGAGUUGAUUUGAUAGGAGCUGCAUUUGUUAAUCAUGUUAAUACUUAUGUUUAUAAACUUUAGAGUUAACGUUAAUGUUAACAAUCGUGCUGUACAGUAGUUUGUGAGAAUUCAAAAUAGAGUUGGUGUUAUUAGGGGUCGUUCACAUAUUACAUAAU